This is a messenger RNA of Erythranthe guttata (spotted monkey flower), 3117 nucleotides long. RefSeq names its product beta-galactosidase 8. The record is from RefSeq and is a predicted model, not a curated record. Gene Ontology annotation, molecular function: carbohydrate binding; hydrolase activity, hydrolyzing O-glycosyl compounds. Lineage: Eukaryota; Viridiplantae; Streptophyta; Magnoliopsida; Lamiales; Phrymaceae. Gene Ontology annotation, biological process: carbohydrate metabolic process.
UAGUACAUUUUGCAUGUUAAUAGGUGGAAUUGAAGCUGACCCAAAAAGUACGAACACUUGCCUCCUCAUUCAUGCUUGCAAAACGGAUAUACCAUUAUUAGAAAAAUAAAGACCUCAUCUUUAGAGAAAAUAAUAACUCUAUAAAAUCCAAGAAACCAACACAUCAAUUUUUCUCACACUAGAGAGAUGAUUCAACUAACUCAAUAAAGUAGGAAAACAACAACAACAAAUUAGAAAAAAAAAAUUAAAAAACUAAAAAAAAAAAAAAACAAUUAUUUAUCUAGCUUAGAUCCCAAAAAAAAAAUAUAAUAAUUAAAAAAAAGAUGGAAAGCAGAACUCAAGUAAUAGUGAUUUUCCUUUUUGUGGCUAUGGCCUCGUUUUCGCAUGCAGCUGUGAAUGUGACCUACGACGGUCGAGCUCUCGCAAUUGAUGGCAGGCGUAGAGUUUUAGUCUCCGGUUCCAUUCAUUAUCCGCGUAGCACUCCCGAGAUGUGGCCGGAUCUGAUAAAGAAAUCGAAAGAUGGAGGGUUGGAUAUUAUUGAGACCUACGUCUUUUGGGACAUGCAUGAACCAGUUCGAGGCCAGUUUGAUUUUACUGGAAGAAAAGAUUUGGUGAAGUUCAUAAAAUUGGUUGCUGAUGCUGGCUUGUACCUUCAUCUCCGUAUCGGCCCUUACGUUUGCGCUGAAUGGAACUAUGGAGGAUUCCCUAUUUGGUUGCAUUCUAUGCCCAAUAUCGAGCUUCGUACCGACAACGAACCAUACAAGGCUGAAAUGGAGCGAUUCACGACCAAGAUUGUCGACAUGAUGAAGCAAAACAAUCUCUAUGCUUCACAAGGGGGACCAAUUAUUUUGUCACAAAUCGAAAACGAGUACGGAAACGUCGAAUCAUCGUAUGGUGAGAGAGCCAAGCCUUACAUAGAUUGGGCUGCACAAAUGGCUACUUCUUUGAACAUUGGUGUUCCAUGGGUCAUGUGCCAGCAAGGCGAUGCCCCCGAUCCAAUGAUAAACACUUGCAAUGGAUUUUAUUGUGACCAAUUCACACCGAAUUCCGAUCAGAAGCCGAAGUUUUGGACAGAGCUCUGGAGUGGAUGGUUUACGUCGUGGGGCGAUCCUGUGCCCUACAGACCAGCGGAAGACGUUGCGUUCGCUGUGGCCCGAUUUUACCAGAACAACGGAACCUUAAUGAACUAUUACAUGUACCACGGUGGGACGAACUUCGGGCGGACUUCUGGCGGACCAUUUAUCUCUACAAGCUACGAUUACGAUGCUCCGAUUGAUGAGUAUGGUCUUCUUAGGCAGCCUAAGUGGGGCCACUUGAAAGAUCUACACAAGGCUAUAAAACUUUGUGAAGAAGCAAUGGUGGCUGCUUUUGGUAAUACUACUAGUCUUGGCCAGAAUUUAGAGGUUACCGUUUAUCAAUCAGAAUCAGGGUCGUGUGCUGCUUUUCUAGCAAAUCUUGAUAACCAAUUAGAUACAACGGUCAACUUCAACGGCAAUUCGUUUGACUUGCCCGCUUGGUCCGUUAGCAUCUUGCCCGAUUGCAAGAACGUAGUAUACAAUACCGCAAAGGUCAAUUCUAUAACGGGAAUCUCAAAGUUCGUUAAACAACUUGCUCAAACUAAUUCUUCCGGUAACGGUGCAACGUUUUCGAGUUGGAGUUGGUAUAGUGAACCCGUAGGAAUAUCGAGUAGCAAUGCUUUCGUGUUACCUGGUUUGUUGGAGCAAAUCAAUACUACUGCUGAUAGAAGUGACUACUUGUGGUAUUCUUUAAGCAUGGGUCUAAACGACAACGACCCGUUACUUCGAGACGGAUCGCAGAUUGUACUUCAUAUCGACUCACUCGGACAUGUUCUUUACACUUUUAUCAACGGAAAACUUGCGGGAAGUGGAAAAGGUAGCGCGAAAAACAGUAAUGUAUCGAUUGAGGUUCCUGUAAACCUUGAACCGGGAAACAAUACCAUAGAUCUUUUGAGUGUCACUGUUGGCUUAAAGAAUUAUGGAGCAUUCUUCGAUGAAGCCGGAGCCGGAAUUUGUGGUCCGGUUCAGUUGAAAGGUUUGAGUAAUGGGUCGACCGUUGAUCUCUCCGGUGAACAGUGGACAUAUCAGGUUGGCCUAAAAGGGGAACAAUCAGAGCUAUCUAGUGGAAGUUCUGCAUUAUGGCUGUCCGAGCCUACUCUUCCUAAAAACACGCCGUUAACAUGGUACAAGACAACAUUUUCGGCACCAGCUGGAAAUAGUCCAGUUGCAAUAGAUUUCACCGGAAUGGGAAAGGGUCACGCCUGGGUUAACGGCCAAGGGAUCGGCCGUUAUUGGCCGUCAAAUAUUGUUGACCCGAACGGCUAUUGCACCACGUGUAAUUACAGGGGUACUUAUGACCAAAACAAAUGUCUCGCCAAUUGUGGAAAGCCAAGUCAGCAGCAAAACCACGUUCCUCGUUCGUGGCUUAAGCAAGGGGAGAAUGUGCUGGUAUUGCUGGAGGAAGUAGGCGGCGAUCCGACGAUGAUAUCUUUUGUGACAAGAGAAGUGGCGACCGUUUGCUCGAAAGUGUCGGAAUCUUACCCGCCCCCAAUGGAUUUGUGGUCCUCUAAUUAUCUGACACGUGUCAUUAAACCGACACUAUUACUAGAAUGCCCCUCUCCAUCACAAGUCAUAAGUCAAUUCCAAUUUGUGAGCUUUGGGAAUCCACAUGGAGGAUGUGGUGGGUUUACGCACGGCCGAUGCAGGAGCAAACGUGCUCGACGCGUCGUCCAUAAGGCUUGCAUGGGGAAACCAAAGUGCAGUAUUGAAGUGACGGUUGAGAAUUUAGGGAAUCCUUGUGCAAAUAUUACCAAGAGUUUAGCUGUGGAAGCUUCUUGUAGUUAAAGAUAUUAUGGUAUUCGGAUUUAAUAGGGUAGCAAUUAAGAUAAUUUUUUGUUACCUAAGAAAUAAAGAAUUUACAGCCAAAUUUCAUAAGGCUAAAGUUUUGUAGAAUUAAUUACUAGUGUAACUUUUGCGGAGGUGAAGUUUAUUGAUGAUGCCACCCUGCUUCUUGUGUAUGAUUGUAAGUUGUACGUAACGAUUUAAUGUAUAUUUUGGAUCUAUAUUAUGUCUAGUUCGUUAAAUACGAAGAAUUUAAUAU